Rhodotorula toruloides NP11 is the source of this 465-nucleotide messenger RNA. RefSeq lists its product as uncharacterized. The record is from RefSeq and is a predicted model, not a curated record. The coding region runs from base 1 to 465 and encodes 154 amino acids. The transcript has 3 exons. Lineage: Eukaryota; Fungi; Basidiomycota; Microbotryomycetes; Sporidiobolales; Sporidiobolaceae.
AUGAAGUUCUCCCUCGCCGCUCUCGCUACUCUCCUCGCAUCCUCCUCGCUCGUCGCUGGAGCUCCUCUCGCUCGUCGUGACGUUUCCUCGACGCCCAAGUUCACAGGCAAGCUCGUCGAGCCUUCGCCUGACGGCACGACCGUCGCUCUGAGCGAGCCGUUCUCGUUCGCUUUCGACGGAUCCGUCCCCUACGACCCUCACUACCCUGAAUCUCUCCGCUCCAUCGACAUUGGCAUCUUCGACCCUCGCAACACCUUCGAGCCCGAAGGGGUUAUCGACGUCAAGAGUGUCGAGGCGGGUGGACCGGGAGGCUGGCUCAACACGACUGUGACGCCGAGUCAGUACAUCUCGGAGCCGGGGCAGUACUACCUUAUCAUCACGGAGCACCAGCUCGACGUCUACACUUCCCCCGGACCCGUCUACCGCGUCCAGACCUACAACGUCUCGCUCACCGUCACCGCCUGA